AUGGCAAAACGGAAGGUGGACACUGAGAACCGGGGGUUUCAAACAAGGUGGGAGUCGGAGUAUAUGUUCACGGAGGUAGCUGGAAAACCUGUGUGUCUUCUGUGUGGAGAAAGUGUGGCGGUACUGAAAGAGUAUAAUCUGAGACGACAUUAUGAAACGAAACACGCGGACAAAAACAAGAAUAUGGACAUGGAACAAAGGCUACAAAAGGCAGAGGAAUUAAAACGAGGACUCAAAUCUCGACAGGCUCUGUUCAAAAAAGCCAAAUCACAAGGCCAGGCUGCUGUCAAGGCCAGUUUUAUUUUGGCAGAAGAGAUCGCUAAAUCAGCCCGGCCAUUUACGGAGGGGGAUUUCAUCAAAAACUGCAUGAUUAAAGUUUGUGACGAAGUUUGCCCAGAAAAAAGGCAACUCUUUUUAAAUGUGAGUCUGAGCAGAAACACCAUUGCCGAGAGAGUAGACCAGUUGUCCAUCAAUCUAAAAGAGCAGCUUGUGAAAAAGGGAAAAGAUUUCAUUGCAUAUUCCUUGGCUGUGGAUGAGAGCACCGACAUUUCUGACAUUGCCCAGUUGUCAAUUUUCAUCCGCGGAGUGGACUCCAGCCUAAGCGUGACAGAGGAGUUUUUGGCUUUACGUCCUAUGCAUGGCACAACUACGGGGCAUGAUUUGUAUGAAGAGGUGUCAAGAUGUGUAAAUGAGAUGGAGCUGCCUUGGGAAAAACUCGUGGGUUUGACAACCGACGGAGCACCUGCGAUGUGUGGACACAGGAGCGGACUGGUGGCGAAGAUACGGGAAAAGAUGCAAGAGGAAAACGCGACAGGUGAGCUGACAGCUUAUCAUUGUAUCAUACACCAGGAAGCGUUGUGCGGUAAAGCCUUGAAAAUGGAGCAUGUAAUGAGCAUCAUCACGCGCACAGUUAACUUUAUCAGAGCCAAAGGUUUGAAUCACCGCCAGUUCAAGGCAUUUCUGACGGAGUUAGAAACGGAGCAUGGUGAUUUGCCUUAUCACACAGAGGUGCGAUGGCUAAGCCAGGGAAAGGUGCUUCAAAGAUGUUUCGAGCUUCGUGAGGAGAUUUGUCUGUUCUUGGACAGCAAAGGGAAAGACACAACACAACUCCGAGACGAAAUGUUUCUGUGUGAAAUGGCUUUUCUGUGUGACAUUACGAGUCAUCUGAAUGCAAUGAACUUGCAGCUGCAGGGUCGGGAUCAUGUCAUCUCUGAUAUGUACAGUACAGUGAAGGCAUUUAAAACCAAACUGACUCUGUGGGAGACGCAGAUGCGGAAAGAAAAUUUGAGCCACUUUCCCAGCUGCCAGACCAUGAAAGAGAAGCUCUCUACCAGUGCGUUCCCGAGCGCACAGUUGGCUGAUAAAAUAGGUAUGCUUGCCGCUGACUUUCGACGCCGAUUUGCUGACUUUGAAGCACAAAAAAGCAGGUUGGAACUGCUCGGUAACCCAUUUGCUGUUGACGUGGAAAGCUCACCACCAAACCUCCAAAUGGAGUUGAUUGACCUCCAAUGCAAUGAUGCACUGAGGGCAAAAUAUGCGGCAGUGGGUGCUGCGGAGUUCGCCCGUUUCCUCCCCGACACAAUGCCCCAGCUGCGCAUCCAGGCUGCUCAAACGUUGUCUAUGUUUGGCAGCACAUACCUGUGUGAACAACUGUUUUCUUUGAUGAACCUGAACAAAACAUCACACAGAAGUCGACUUACUGCUGAACACCUCCACUCAAUUCUGAGGAUUUCCUCAGCUCAGAGCCUUACCCCGAACAUUGAUGAACUUGUGGAAAAGAUGGGACACCACCAAGUAUCACCCUCAACCUCAAACAAGUGA
This is a messenger RNA of Salvelinus fontinalis (brook trout), 1821 nucleotides long. Its product is annotated as general transcription factor II-I repeat domain-containing protein 2-like. The coding region runs from base 1 to 1821 and encodes 606 amino acids. NCBI's taxonomy places the organism in Eukaryota, Metazoa, Chordata, Actinopteri, Salmoniformes, Salmonidae. The record is from RefSeq and is a predicted model, not a curated record. The transcript has a single exon.